This is a messenger RNA of Salvelinus namaycush (lake trout), 2139 nucleotides long. Its product is annotated as angiopoietin-related protein 2-like. The record is from RefSeq and is a predicted model, not a curated record. NCBI's taxonomy places the organism in Eukaryota, Metazoa, Chordata, Actinopteri, Salmoniformes, Salmonidae. The transcript has 5 exons. The coding region runs from base 326 to 1906 and encodes 526 amino acids.
UAUUUAGUAAUUUCAAGUGGAUUUUUUCAUAUUUGCUCAAUGCCUUCAGUACAAAGGACAUCUUCCCGACAAGUGCAGCUCCUGGUUCUAGAAUGAAGGUGUUUCAAUAACAGGCUUCAAACCGCAGUCCACUUUUAAGUGAAAGGACGGAUGCAGGUGACAAAAAACAAGUGAUCGAGAGAGAGGACAGCCCCAAACAGCUUUCACACAGACCGGUGAUGACUUUCUUCAAGGGGACACUUCAAUCAGUGUUGCCAGGGAUAACAAGCUAGAGUUGACAAUUAUCUGCCUAAGGUGUGUGUGAGUGAGAGCCCUUCCCAGACUGAUGGAGCUCCCUGCAGUGGUGCUGCUGUUCCUGGUGUAUGGUCUGGUGUCUGGAGCCCAGCAGCCCCAGGGCCAGGGGAACCGCCAGGAGAGCAACCCCCAGGCCAGGAGCCAGGGCAGAGCCCCGUCCCAGGAGUUUGAGAGCAGUGAGGAUGGCCUGGAGAGAGAGUUCCUGUAUUCUGGGCGGAGGAGCAGACGGGCCCUCGCCGACUCCCAGCAACCUGACAGGUGUUCAUACACCUUUAUCGUUCCCCAGCAGAAGGUGACAGGGGCCAUCUGUGUGAACCGCAAGGAGCCGGACACAGUGCUGGAGAACCGCGUCAACAAGCAGGAGCUGGAGCUGCUGAACGGGGAGCUGCAGAAGCAGAAGAGGCAGAUCGAGACGCUGCAGCAGCUAGUGGAGGUGGACGGAGGCAUCGUCAAUGAGGUCAAGCUGCUGAGGAAGGAGAGCAGGAACAUGAACUCCAGGGUGACCCAGCUCUACAUGCAGCUGCUACACGAGAUCAUCAGGAAGAGGGACAACGCCCUGGAGCUGUCCCAGAUGGAGAACCGCAUCCUCAACCAGACCUCGGAGAUGCAGCAGCUCACUAACCGCUACAAGGACCUGGAGCACAAGUACCAGCACCUGGCCUCUCUGGCCAAUAACCAGUCGGUCCUCAUCGCCCUGCUGGAGGAGCAGUGCCAGGGUCGGCCGGUCAGCCCCCCUCGCCCAGUCCCUGUACCCCAGCCCAGGCCUCAACCCCCACCCCCACCCGCACCAUCACCACCCAUCAACAAGCCCUACCAACCUCCCACCGACCCACGCCUCACCAACCAGAUAACCAACGAGAUUCAGAGUGACCAGAAGUCUGUGCUGCCUGUCCUUCCUACCAUGCCCAGUGGCACAGGCAGCCCUUCUACCACCAACAAACCCUCUGGGCCAUGGAAGGACUGCCUGCAGGCCCUGGAGGAUGGCCACACGGCUAGUGGCAUGUACCUAGUGAAGCCAGAGAACGCCAACAGACUGAUGCAGGUGUGGUGUGACCAGAGACAUGACCCUGGUGGCUGGACUGUCAUCCAGAGGAGGCUGGAUGGAUCAGUCAACUUCUUCAGGAACUGGGAGACUUACAAGCAAGGCUUUGGAAACAUAGAUGGAGAGUAUUGGCUGGGCCUGGAGAACAUCUACUGGCUGACCAACCAGGGGAACUACAAGCUGCUGGUGACUCUGGAGGACUGGUCUGGUAGGAAGGUGUUUGCAGAGUACGCCAGCUUCAGGCUGGAACCUGAGGCAGACUUCUACAAACUCAGGGUGGGCCGCUACCAUGGCAACGCCGGAGACUCCCUCACCUGGCACAACGGCAAACAGUUCACUACGUUGGACAGAGACCAUGAUGUGUAUACAGGUAACUGUGCCCACUACCAGAAGGGAGGCUGGUGGUACAAUGCAUGUGCCCAUUCUAACCUCAAUGGAGUAUGGUACAGAGGUGGACACUACCGCAGUCGCUACCAAGAUGGAGUCUACUGGGCUGAAUUCAGAGGAGGGGCCUACUCCCUGAAGAAAGUAUCUAUGAUGAUAAGACCGAACCCAAACACCUUUCAUUAAGUAUCCAUGGCAAAACUAUUUCCUUUCCACGAACUUAAAUUCAAACAGCUCUUGAACUCUGAUACAAUGGAACCUCACACAACCAGAUCAAGAGGACGAUGACAUAGAAAGUGCAAUAUCUAAGCCUUGGAAAAGCAAUAAAGGAGAAGCAUCAUGCUGCUUCAAAGUCCCUUAGUAAACAAACAAAAAAAGUGUUUGACCAGAUACAAUGCAUUUUCACAGUAAACAAAUUA